Messenger RNA from Strongylocentrotus purpuratus (purple sea urchin), 2010 nucleotides. Its product is annotated as beta-1,3-galactosyltransferase 5. The transcript has a single exon. Gene Ontology annotation, molecular function: hexosyltransferase activity. NCBI's taxonomy places the organism in Eukaryota, Metazoa, Echinodermata, Echinoidea, Camarodonta, Strongylocentrotidae. Gene Ontology annotation, cellular component: membrane. Bases 712 to 1917 code for a protein of 401 amino acids. The record is from RefSeq and is a predicted model, not a curated record.
CCGAUUGCACCCUAAAUAAAGAGUCGGUCUUUUGUGGUGAGAUCAGUGAACCAUGAGCCAGUUAACUACAUUUCAUACCCAGUAGGCCUACAUCUGUACAUGACUAUUUUGUGCGGAGAGAGUAAUUCACUUGGUGGCGAUUCCUGUUCGAUGUCUACAAACAACAGUAGUCUGCAAAGAAAGUUUUAAUGUAUCUAUUCCCGUUCCGGUGGUAGCCAAACUGUUCACACGACUUCAAAUACUCCAGAAUUGACAGUCUACAUAUUGUAAACAUGAGUGGGGUGUAUAGAGAGGAGCCGAAAUGUGAAUAAUUUGCAUUUUCCAUCGAUCAUCUUUGAAUGCUUAAUGUGUCACUUUUGAACGAGAUUUUUAGCUGUUGUCAUCAGCGUAGUAGCUGGACGGGUGUUGUCUUAUUAAUAUCAUCAAUAGAACUUCUCAUCGACUGAUACCUGAUACCGGACGUGACAAAGUUAUGAACAUUAUUAUACGGCUCCAAACCAAGGUCCGAAAAAGAAACUUGUUUAAAAAUCUUCACCUCUACGAUCAUCGGAUUCAUAAUCAUAUUGACAUCGCACCUCUAGUCUGAUAACGGAUCAUUGAAUGUUAUAAACUGAACUAUAGCGCUGUUAAUACUAUGUUUAUUUGAAUGCUUAAUGUGUCACUUUUGAACGAAAUUUUUAGCUGUUGGACUGAAGGCCUUUGGACAGAAAUAUGGCGAUGCGCUUUGGAAACAAACGCCGGGCCUUCAUCUUCGCGCCAAUAGCCACUUUGCUUAUCAUUAUGACGUUCAAAGGACACUCUCCAUUUCACCGUUAUCAACCUGAACAGGAUCUACGACGCCAUGAUCAUCGAGAGACCACAGUUCACCCCUUACAAACUUGCUCGUGCUACAUGAACUACAUCAGAAAACAUAGUUUUAAUGGCAGUAGUGAAGCUGUACAAAUAAAGGUUGCUGCUCAAGAUAGGACUGUGACAGAAAAGUCAACUAUCACUAAACUCUUGCCGCCUGCUAUUUUGAAAAAUGUUGAAAAAACAACCGACACGAUAGAUAACCCUCCUAUGAAUUAUUUACAAGAACCAAUAGACACACACCUUUUUAGCUACAUCCAUAAUCCGGAGAUGACAUGUUUCCACACGAAUGGCUCGAAAAUGGAUGUCUAUCUCGUAUUCUUUGUUCUGUCAGCACCAGGAAAUUUCGUCCAUCGUGAUGCCAUUCGUAGUUCCUAUGGUUCAAGAGACUCAUGGCCAACCGUUGAGGGCGCGCAAGUGGUGACGGUAUUUUUGCUCGCUUCUACAGGCAAUGCGGGACUCCAAGACAAGAUUGACAUUGAGUCGAAUAAAUACGGCGACAUCGUGCAAGAGUCCUUUGUUGAUUCCUACCUGAAUCUGACUAGAAAGACGAUCAUGGGUCUGAAAUGGGUCAAGAGCCACUGCAGACACGCACAGUUUGCCAUGAAGAUCGACGAUGACACUUCAAUCAUCCAACGUCGCAUCCUCUCAAUCCUCCAUGAUGCACCCCACAUCAGGUACACAUUGGGGUUUAUCUUCAAAAAACCAAUCGUCAACCGUGACAAAAAGGAUAAAUUCUACAUGUCCAAGGAAUACUACCCCGAUGACCACUUCCCGUCCUACCCCAACGGCCAUGGGUAUGUCAUGUCAACGGACGUGGUCGAAGCCGUGUUCAACGUCGCUAUCACCAUUCCCUUGUUCCCAUGGGAGGACGUCUUCUUCGGAACGUGCAUUCACAGGCUCGAUAUCGAGCUCAAUCACGACAACAAUUACUUAUACUGGGGUUCUUACAAAGCUCUCAUGACUGGCAACAAGGAUGAUAUCGCAGGAAAGCACGUUAUGGCAACAGAUAUUCCCCCAGAGGACAUGGUGCGUUUCUUCAAGAGAUUCAUGACGAAAGAGUCAUGAAGUUGUGACUUCUUGUAUAAUGGUUUGACUAGAUUGUGAAUGUUGUACCGCUUACACAGCGUUUAAAAGUCUACAAUGCCAAACUCGAUGUAA